UGUGUCACCUGCAAUUAUUCACUUGAAGUUAUCACAGCAUGGAAGGUGAACGAGAACAGCGCGUCCCUUGAUGAAGGAGGUCAUGGUGAUUACAGGAGAGAGACACCAGGGAAUGAGCCCUCAACCACGCCAGCUGAAGAGACACCCAAAGGCAAGGAAGAGGAACCACAGUCCACACAUAUUACUCAUGCCUCAUCAUCUGAGAUAAAACAGUGGGAGACUGGUAUUUCUCUGAAUGAAGAGCAGCAACUCUCAGUAGAUUCAGCUUCAUUGUCUGCAUCCACAAACAGAGAGACUAACGACGAUGGUGAAGACGUGGAGCAGUCUAACGUUCAAAACGGUGAUGCAGCUGAAAAGAAGACGGUGCCUCUUCCAGAAGGGUCUUCACCCUCAGAUGAAGAAACAGCGUGGAAGGUGAAGGAGAUCAGCGCGUCCCAUAAUGAAGGUGGUCAUGGUGAUUACAGGAGAGAGACAUCAGGGAAUGAGCCAUGGACCACGCCAGCGGAAGAGCUCUCCAGAGAAAAGCACACCGGGGGGGAGGAGAAGAAAGCACCAGAAACAAGCAGCCCACCAGCCCUGGGUGUCAGAAAGGACCAUCAAGCAAAUCGACAUAAUGAAGAAACCCAAGGCCCUAACAACGUUGAAGCUGGAGAGGAUGGUGGAAGCAGCCCAAAGAAGGAUUUACAGGAUGACACCUUCCCAGAGCGAAAGGAAAAUGUUCCUACAGCUCAGGAGUCUGCUGAUGCUCAACAUGCAGUUCCAGGGGCUAUUGCGAAUCAAGGAGGAAGUAGACGAUACCUGAUACUAGGUAUACUGGGGGUGGUUGUUGCCUUGCUGGCGUCCCAUCUCCAACCCGAGUCUCCACCUCAGAAAGAAGAUCUUCAGCAAAUAGACAUCUUCCUCAGACAGUUGGAAAAAGUAAAGACUCAGUUUCCUAAUCAGCGUGCUGAGCUCUGGAAUAGGAGCAAGAUCCACCUGCUGAGGCACCUCCAGUCAGCCCAGCCCACAGAGCCAGUCAGUCUGAUCCUGACUGCAGGCCACCGAGCCGAGACCACACUGCGCUGCCUGGCUCAGGGGCUGGCUUCCGCCUUCUCGUCCGCCCUCAACGCCUCCGUCCUCCACAUCGACGGAGCCAGCAAAGCCAGCCAGGACAGCGACCAGGUCAAACUGGACAUCGACAGAAAGUUGCAGGGAGCUUUCGAAGGAGACAAACCCGUGGCUGUCAUUGACCGCUUCGAAGAGCUGCCCCCGGGCUCCACCCUUAUUUUUUAUCGCUACUGCGACCACGAGAACGCCGCCUACAAGAAGACGUGUCUGAUCUUCACAGUACUGCUGGGGGACGAAGAGGAGAUUCCUGCCGAGACUCGUUUGAGCACUGUGGAGGAGAUGGUGGACGACCAUCUACAGAAGAAGUUCCUUUCGGACGGCCGCCCAGUAUCUUUUGACAGGAUGGACCUUGAUAAGUACGGGGGACUGUGGAGCCGUAUUUCUCACCUCAUCCUGCCUGUGGCAGCAGAGGAAAGGAUAGAAAAUGAAGGGUGCAAGGACAUUAAUGCUCACUCUUGUUGGAACUUUUAGUCUAAGCACUUAACUUCAGUCAGAUUUCUCAAUGGUUGACUCCGGUCAUUCUGGGGCUAGUAGCCAAUGGUUUCUUACAUAUAAUAUAUUGAAGCAAGUAGAAAUUAAUAUUAUGCCGAUUAUGAUAUAGGUUACAUGUUUGUAAAAAAAAGAAAUCUGUGGACAUUGAGUGUGAAACCCCCCCCCCCCCCCCGGCUGUGGCGCUUUAUUCUUGUAGUUCUUUGAUCAAAUGUAAUCAUGGAUAAAUCGUAAGAUGAUUCGACUGGGCGCUUUUGUGGAUUUUACAUCACAAAGAGUUACAAGACAGAAUACAUUUUAUGGUAUCUUAAAACAGGGUUAAUUGUUUUUAUGACAAAUGUGUUUUCUGCGAUUCUCAAACCUACACGGCACCACAUGUCUUAACUGAACUCCCCAUGUUCCUUUUUAUACAUACAUAGACGUAUAUCACACUACAGGAAGGGGUUUGAUUAUAAAAUAAGUGCAUACAUUGAAUGUGCCUUAAAGUCUGAAUAAACAAGUCAAUUCAAAUGCU
Molecule: messenger RNA, 2110 nt
Organism: Etheostoma cragini (Arkansas darter)
Lineage: Eukaryota; Metazoa; Chordata; Actinopteri; Perciformes; Percidae
Product: torsin-1A-interacting protein 2-like
Exons: 7
Biological process (GO): membrane organization
Cellular component (GO): membrane
Molecular function (GO): ATPase activator activity
Source: RefSeq, a predicted model, not a curated record